GUUAUAAAGUGACUCCCAUUCAGUAUUCAGACUAUCAAUCACCCCACUCGUAUAUUGCUCAGAAUAUCCAUCCAAUAACCAUGACCGCUCUUUAUCCUCAUCAUGGCCGACGUCGAUCUGCCCACUCAAAUCCGCACUUUGAUCAAAGAGCCACAUGGCACCGUCAACCGUUUGAAUACCGCCCGCAUUCCACUCUGCCUCCCUCCCCAAGCCAGUCUUCCCACUCUCUACACCCUCGGCUUUUCACGAUACGCAGAGAUAUACUUUGGCCUCGAGGAAGCAUGGCUCAACCAGAUCCGUGAUCCAAUCGACUGGGCUGGUGCGACCGACAAAUCUACCUCGUUCGCCAACGACAAGGAUCGGGUGCUGGCUGUCCUACGCCAAGUCUAUCUUCCUGAACUCUUGCGUAGUCGACGUCUGGAGGCUGAUCUCGGCCUUCUCAAGUCGCUUGAUCCUACCGCGGCGGAUCUUUCGACCAAGAAACCAAAUGCUGGCAGUGAGUUUCGCCAGUACAUCAAAGAACGCAUCGCGGAGAAGCCGCAUCUCCUGGUGUCGUAUAUCUGGAUCAUGUAUUCCGCCCUGUUCAACGGCGGACGCUGGAUCCGUGGUUUACUGUUUAAGGCGGGUCCGGAAUUCUGGGGAUUAUCGUCAAUGGAACUGAGCAUGAACAGCUUCCCGGCUCCAUUGUCGUUCUGGCAAGUUGAAGAUUAUGAGAGGGUCAAGGAUGAAUUCCGGGAGAGAGUUGUCAAUGCAGACAAGCUCUUGACUGAGACUGAGCGGCAGGAGGUUCUCGAUGAGACGCUGGAGAUCUUCCGUCGGUGUGAACUCAUCACACUCGAGCUGGACCAGGACGUGGCCGGACAGCAAUAGAGCACACCACGAAUGAACGUGGCAGUUAGAAUAUCCUCCAUUGCGAAAGUUGACCUGGUAAGAUGAAUGAUCUGCAGCGGGGAUAGCUUCAUCUCGCCUAGUUUACUGCAACGGGCCUAGUUCCACCCACACAACUCAACACCAAACGUGCGUACUACAUUGUAUAUCUUCAAGAGACAUAUUUAUAGCAAGACUAGGAUCUAGGUCGAAACACCUAGCCAAUUAUAUCG
Aspergillus wentii DTO 134E9 is the source of this 1100-nucleotide messenger RNA. Its product is annotated as biliverdin-producing heme oxygenase. Gene Ontology annotation, molecular function: heme oxygenase (decyclizing) activity. Lineage: Eukaryota; Fungi; Ascomycota; Eurotiomycetes; Eurotiales; Aspergillaceae. Bases 103 to 870 code for a protein of 255 amino acids. The record is from RefSeq and is a predicted model, not a curated record. The transcript has 2 exons. Gene Ontology annotation, biological process: heme oxidation.